This is a messenger RNA of Delphinapterus leucas (beluga whale), 2769 nucleotides long. It is a transcript of the gene USP26, whose product is annotated as ubiquitin specific peptidase 26. Gene Ontology annotation, biological process: G1/S transition of mitotic cell cycle; protein deubiquitination. Gene Ontology annotation, cellular component: nucleus; cytosol. Gene Ontology annotation, molecular function: cysteine-type deubiquitinase activity. The record is from RefSeq and is a predicted model, not a curated record. Lineage: Eukaryota; Metazoa; Chordata; Mammalia; Artiodactyla; Monodontidae.
AUGGCUGCUGUAAUGGUACGUGGUUUUGUCCAAAUGUGCAGCCAGAAAACUAUGAUAUCAGAUGCGAGAGAAGCAUACAUUGAAAUAGUGGAAAGAGAGAGGAAUGUUAUAUUGAUUAUCUAUUUCAGUGCUGGAUCAUACAUAACUUUUCAGCUAAGUAAUAAUAUUGAAGACAUCGUCCUUAGACCCUCUGGAGAAGACCAAAAUAAUCUGUAUUUAAGUUUACAGACUAAUGACUUAUUGAUUAUUGAAAAAUUAUCCUCCAGAGAUGCCGAAAAUUUGAAGAAGUUCCUGGAUAGAGUCCAUCCUCAACCACCCGUAAGACCUGAUAGGGAUGAGAGUAUCUUUGCCAGUACAACAACACAGAAGGCAGGUGGCAAAACUGCAUCUCACAAAAUACGUAAGAUGUCAAGUAGUCAGUCAUUUGAGAAAGAAAGAAAUGAAACAGAAACACCUGAUGAUAAGGAGAUGCCUUUCUGUGCAUCAGAAUUGUCAACAUUUACCUGGGAAGAGUUAUUAGAAAAUGAAUAUGGGAAGAGGAGGCCAUCAUCUGGCUCAGAGAUGAAUAAGAAUUUCCUGCAAGAGGAUACCUCUUCCAGAGGAACGGUAUCAAAGAUGAACCCCUUGAGAUAUGUAAGCCGCAGAAAGAGAGAAUUAAUGUUAAAAGGGUUAAAACAGAAUAAGAAAUUGGAACUUGGACCUUCAUUCAAGAUCGAUUUUACUGGAAAACCUUACCUAGAUGUCAGUGAUCUUCUCCAAAGAGUGACUGAUAAAACAUAUUUAGCAUUCCUGUCAGAGUCGAAGUACGGUGAGGAUGACCCAGAGUGGGGCAGACUCAAGAUGAUCUUUGACUUUUACCCAGAGAAACUAUGUCAAGGCUUCCCCAACUUGGGAAACACCUGUUACAUGAAUGCAGUUUUACAGUCCUUAUUUUUGAUUCCAUCAUUUGCUAAUGAUUUACUCAAUCAGACCUUCUCACAGGGUGAAACUCCCCUUGAUUCCUUUAGCAUACGCUUGGUGCAGCUGCUUGUUUUGAAAGAUAUUUAUAACAUAAAAAUCAAGAAGAAGUUACUUGGGAAUUUUAAAAACGUCAUUUCAGCAGUUGCAGAGAUAUUCUCUGACAACGCACAGAAUGAUGCAUAUGAGUUUUUAGGUCAUUGUUUAGAUCAGAUUAGACAAAACAUGAGAAAAUUAAACACAAUUGGGAAGAUUAAGAUUGAAUCUGAGGAAGGAAAUUCACCUCAGCAGGUUUCUGCUGGUAGUGCUGACACCAAGGUGCUUGUUUGCCCUGUCGCCAGUAAUUUUGAUUUCGAGUUGCUGCGCUCAACUAGUUGCAAAGCCUGUGGGCAAAUUGUCCUUAAGGCAGAGGCAAACAAUUCACUUUCUGUCAGUCUUCCCCAGAGAGCAAAAGCACAUCCCUUGUCUAUUCAAUCUAGUUUUGAUCAUUUCUUUGAAGCAGAAGAGCUUGAGUAUAAAUGUGAGACGUGUAAGCACAGGAGUUCUGUUGCAGUGCAUAAAUUCAGUAGGCUACCCAGGGUCCUUAUUGUGCAUCUGAAACGCUAUAAAUUUAGUGAGUUUGGGUCCUUAAGGAAGGAUGAGCAAAAAGUCAUUAUUUCCAAAUACUUAAAGUUAUCUUCCCAUUGCAAUGAAACUACUAAACCACCGCUUCCCUUAAGCAAGAAUGCACCUCUUAAUGAUUUCCAAGUCUUAGAAAUCUUUAAGAAGAUGAACUCUGAAGCCAUCAGUUCAUCGACAGCUUCAACAAAGCAGACCUCAGAAUCCAAGGAUUCUUUGGCUCCACACAUUAGAUCAGAAAAAGAGUCUGAACCACAAAAAUGCCAGACUCUUCAUAAAGCUUCAAGCUUCAAGCAGCAGCAAAAAGACCUGGGAAAAGAUUCUAAACUAAAUAUAAUAGAGUCCACAUUGGUAAACUCAAGAAAUGAAGCAGCCAUUGCAAGAGAGCUAUUAGCAGUAGGCUUAACGAUGAGUCUGGAAGACAGCUCCCUUCCUCUGAAAGGUACACCCACCAGCAGCCCAGGUACAUAUCGCAAAGUGGCUAAAAGUCGAAAAGGAAAUAAAUACAAGAGAACCAAGAUAUCUGCAGAUUUUGAGAGCAUGCCUGAGACCACCGAAGAAUUUUGUAAAGGUAAAAAACCCAGAAUUUCAGAAGAAUCUUACCAAGUGCCUGAAGAGACCCAGCAGUGUGGAGGGAUAAGACUCUGUGAACAAGACCUUGGUCUUCUAUUGAUGCGGAGCCUUUCAGGCCCCGAUGCCCAGUGGCACAGAGAUAAAUGCAGACCUACACAAUUAAAUUUCCAGGGAACCAAGGUGAAGUCCCAAGGUGCCUUGGGUUCCAAUAAAGAUCCUGGAAAGAAGGGCUCUUCAGGUGUGAAGAAGACAAAAUCUUCAGCCAGGAAACCAAAAAGAGAAGCCGAGAUGAGAGAUAGUCAUGACUAUCAGCUCAUUGGUGUUAUCAGCCAUAUUGGAAAGACGCCUAGCACCGGACACUAUAUCAGUGAUUUCUACAACUUUGAGAGGCAAAUGUGGUUCUGUUACAGUGAUCUAGAUGUAUUAAGUAUCCAAGAGGCCCCAGUGCAGGAGACUAGGCUUCAAACCGGGUACAUCUUCUUUUACAUGCACAAUGAGAUCUUUGAAGAGCUGUUGGAAAGGGAAGAGAGCUCCCAGCCUCAUAGCACAGAGGAAGCAGUAGUCAAAGUAGACCCAGAAGUAGUAAAAGAAGUAGCCUCCGGCUCACAUACAUCUCCUUAA